This is a messenger RNA of Closterium sp. NIES-65, 1971 nucleotides long. NCBI's taxonomy places the organism in Eukaryota, Viridiplantae, Streptophyta, Zygnematophyceae, Desmidiales, Closteriaceae. The record is from the annotation of a GenBank genome assembly.
AUGCUCGAAUUUGCCGCUGUUGAGCUCGAAAUCGAGGGUUUCUACGAAACUUCGAGCUACUCCACGUACCUGCGGCCGCCGGAGGGAGUCCGUAUUUCGCGACGGACGGUGGAGAUCAACGGGAUCACGAGCGACACGGUGCGCAACGCGCCGAGCUUUGGCGAAGUGGCGGAUAGGAUUUACGAGCUCAUGGACGGCAAGGUGUGGGCGGGCCACAACAUCAGCCGGUUUGACAACGCGCGCAUCCGAGAGGCCUUCAGCAGCCUGGGCCGAGCGCCGCCUGUGCCGGCUGGCGUGGUGGACACGUACGACCUGCUGAGGAGAGAGUUCGGCACGCGAGCUGGCAACAUGAAGGUGACGGGUGCUGCUGUGUCGUGGGUCGUGUGCUGUGCUGUGCGAGUGAGAGGUGGUAGCAUGAAGGAUAAAGUAUGUCUUGCAUACUCUUUCCCUGCAUCACAUCGUCACCUUUACCUCCUCCAUCCCACUUUCUCCCCUUUCAUCCACCUCUCCCCUUUCAUCCAUCUCUCCCCUUUCAUCCACCUCUCCCCUUUCAUCCAUCUCUCCCCUUUCAUCCACCUCUCCCCUUUCAUCCAUCUCUCCCCUUUCAUCCACCUCUCCCCUUUCAUCCAUCUCUCCCCUUUCAUCCACUCGUCCCAAGCCAAGUCGGAGGAGGGAGAUGCUGAGGGGGAACUUGAGGAUGGGGAGGUGGUGGGGAAGGAGGAGGAAGAGGAGGAAGAGGAGAAAGAGGAGGAAGAGGAGAAAGAGGAGGAAGAGGAGGAAGAGGAGGAAGAGGAGGAAUGGGAGGAAUGGGAGGAAUGUGAUUAUAAGGAAGCAAGAUUCCACAAGAAAGACAAGCACACAGAGAGCAUUCCUUUAAGCAAGGGAGAGGGCAAAGAGGACGGCGAGGCACAGGGGGAGGGGGGGAGGGAGGAGCAGCCGGGGGAAAGGCAGGCAGGUGUCGAGUGCGUGGUGUGUCCGCAGUGGUGGCAGCAGCAGCAGGAGCAGCACGCCAAGGAGGGCGGCCCCUGGGCCAUCACUUGCGCUCACUUCGACCCCUUCUGGCUGCAGGCACUGUGCGUGCCUGCUGCUGCUGCUGGUAGUGGUGCUGCAGGCGGAAAUGCAGGGAACCGCAGCAGCAGAGGCAGCAGGGGCAGCGGGUGGGGAGGGGGCAGGCGGUACAGCUUGAGGGGAGGGAUUGCUCGGGUGUACCCGAAUGGCCUCACGCCACAGCCACCAUCUGAUGCUCAUGAUGCCGGUGCUGCAGUGGAGGGUACGCCGGCGCGUGUGCUGCUGUUGUACAAUGGGCGGUCACUGCACGUGAGGGAGUGUGGAGCGAGGAUCAAGAUGAGUGUGUCGGACCGCUUUGCCUUUGAUGAGGCAUCAGGGCGCCCGUCCUUCUCUUUGCUCCUCGCCGUCUCGCCCGCCGCGGCUGCCGCCAUCACUGCUUGCUUCGACGCACUGCUGGCAUGCGUGGGGAGUGGCAGCAGCAGUGGGGGGGAUUGCAAGGAGGCAGCAGCAGCAGCAGGGGUAAAGGGCGCGGAAGAAGAGGAGAGGCGUGGUGGGUGCAGGGAGGAGGUGCGGUCGCCCUUUGUGGCGGCAUGGGAGGACGAGGAUGGCACGAGAGUGAUCCGCGUCAAGCUGGCAGCUGAUGGCGUGAGGGGGAAUGCUGAGUGGCGCACCAAGUUCUUCUCCUGUGCUGCACCGCACACAACCGCUCUCAACCCAGCCAAUGUCAGCACCGGCUCUCCCACAGGCGCCACCAGCAACGACAGCAAGCAGCAGUCACCCGCAUCGCAGCAGCUUCACCCUGUGGACCCGCAGCAGCUGCACCUGCCCGUUGACCCACACAUGGUGGCCGCGGCUCUACCAGCAGGGGCGGUGGUGGACGUGGCCUUCCUCGUCGACUCCUACUGUGUCAAUGGCACCAGGGGGCUGCGCUUCGUGGCAGAUGUGAUUGUAGUGAGGGGGUGA